AUGGACCGCGCCUCCUACGCCGUGGAGGCCGGCCACCGGCCCGGCUUGAAGAAAUCGCGGAUGUCCUGGCCCUCCUCUUUCCAGGGACUCAGACGUUUCGAUGUAGACAAUGGUACAUCAUCGGGACAAAGUCCCUCGGAUCCCAUGAUGAGCCCUGGAUCAGGGCUAAUUCUUCAGGCAAAUUUUGUCCACAGUCAACGUAGGGAGUCUUUCCUUUACCGGUCAGACAGUGACUAUGACCUUUCUCCAAAGUCCAUGUCCAGGAACUCCUCCAUUGCCAGUGAUAUACAUGGAGAUGACUUGAUUGUGACACCAUUUGCUCAGGUGCUGGCCAGCCUGCGUACUGUACGGAAUAACUUUGCUGCAUUAACCAAUUUACAAGAUCAGGCACCCAGCAAACGGUCACCAAUGUGUAACCAACCAUCUAUUAACAAAGCAACUAUAACAGGAAAAGCCACUGGGUUGCACAUGGUGUGCGCCACCGGUACCCUCUCCCUUGAACAGAAAAAGGCUGACUCAAUAGCUGAGACCAUGGUUGAUGUGGUUGGUGCCUCCGUGUCUGUCCAGCUCAUUAUCACCAGGGUGUUGGCAUAUGACAUCAGUGCACUUCAUACAAACUUUCGCCACAUGGACCGCAUGCGCUGGAUUUCAUCCAGGUCUUUGGAUACCUGGUUGUCAUCCAGGUUGUUAUAG
This is a messenger RNA of Harpia harpyja (harpy eagle), 693 nucleotides long. Its product is annotated as cAMP-specific 3',5'-cyclic phosphodiesterase 4D-like. NCBI's taxonomy places the organism in Eukaryota, Metazoa, Chordata, Aves, Accipitriformes, Accipitridae. Bases 1 to 693 code for a protein of 230 amino acids. The record is from RefSeq and is a predicted model, not a curated record. The transcript is spliced from 7 exons.